Molecule: messenger RNA, 2946 nt
Organism: Trachemys scripta elegans
Lineage: Eukaryota; Metazoa; Chordata; Testudines; Emydidae
Gene: CPNE1
Product: copine 1
Exons: 16
Coding region: 146-1750 (534 amino acids)
Biological process (GO): regulation of canonical NF-kappaB signal transduction; cellular response to calcium ion; positive regulation of tumor necrosis factor-mediated signaling pathway
Cellular component (GO): plasma membrane
Molecular function (GO): calcium-dependent phospholipid binding
Source: RefSeq, a predicted model, not a curated record
CCUCCCCCGAGCUGGGCCUCCUGGCGCAGCGUCCCCGCCCCGGGGAGGAGCCGGGAGAUCAGGGUGCCAGAGCCGCGCUGGCCCGCCCAGACCCCACACCUUGGCCGCUGCUGCGCUGGGUGCGGAUCGCGUGGGAAGAGCAGAGAUGGCUCAGUGUGUGACUAAGGUGGAAUUGUCGAUAUCCUGUGAGAAUCUCAUUGACAAAGAUGUUGGUUCAAAAUCUGACCCUCUGUGUGUCUUACUUCAAAAUGUGGGAGGUGAUCAAUGGGCAGAGUUGGAUCGAACUGAAAAGAUAAAGAACUGCCAGAAGCCUGAAUUCUCCAAGAAGCUGCUCGUUGAUUAUUACUUUGAGAAAGUGCAGAAGCUGAAGUUUGGUGUAUAUGAUAUUGAUAACAAGUCCUAUGACUUAAAUGAUGAUGAUUACCUUGGAGGGGUUGAGUGUACACUGGGACAGAUUGUUUCCAGUAAAACACUCACUCGGCCUUUGGAGUUGAAGAAAGGAAAGCCAGCAGGAAAAGGCACCAUUACGAUUUCAGCAGAAGAGAUUAAAGACACAAGAGUUGUCAGUCUAGAGAUUGAAGCACAGAACUUGGACAAAAAGGAUUUUUUGGGCAAAUCCGAUCCGUUUUUGGAAUUUUACAAGCCGAGUGACAGUGGAAAAUGGCAGCUGGUCUACAGAUCAGAGGUGAUUAAGAACAAUUUAAAUCCAUGCUGGAGGAAGUUUAGUGUUCCCUUGCAAACAUUCUGUGGAGGGGACUUCAAUAAACCAAUCAAGGUACAUUGUUCAGAUUAUGAUAGUGAUGGGUCACAUGACUUGAUAGGCAGUUUUGAAACUAACCUGUCUCAGCUGCAGAAAGCAGGUGGCAGCUCUCCGGUGGAGUUUGAAUGCAUUCACCCUGGGAAGAAACAAAAGAAAAAGAGCUACAAAAACUCUGGAAUUGUUAGGAUAAAAUCCUGCAAGAUUGAAACUGAAUAUUCUUUUCUGGAUUACGUCAUGGGAGGCUGCCAGAUUAACUUCACAGUGGGUAUAGACUUCACUGGCUCCAAUGGAGAUCCAAAGUCACCAGAUUCUCUUCACUACAUCAGUCCAAAUGGGAUAAAUGAAUACCUGACUGCCAUCUGGAGUGUGGGGAAUGUGGUCCAGGAUUAUGACACAGAUAAGCUGUUCCCUGCGUUUGGGUUUGGAGCUCAGGUUCCUCCAAACUGGCAGGUGUCUCAUGAGUUUGCCUUGAACUUUAACCCCAACAACCCCUAUUGUCAGGGAAUCCAAGGAAUUGUGGAUGCUUAUCGCCAGGCACUGCCUCAGGUCCGACUCUAUGGGCCAACAAAUUUCUCUCCUAUUAUAAACCAUGUGGCAAGGUUUGCGUCUCAGUCAGCACAGCAAGGAACGGCUGCUCAAUACUACGUACUACUGAUCAUCACAGAUGGUGAGAUCACUGAUCUGGAUCAAACCAGGCAAGCUAUUGUUAAUGCCUCCAAACUGCCUAUGUCUGUUAUUAUCGUUGGAGUUGGCGAUGCUGAUUUCAAAGCCAUGGAAUUCCUGGAUGGGGAUGAUGGCGUAUUAAAGUCCUUGACAGGGGAGCCAGCUGCACGAGACAUUGUACAGUUUGUGCCUUUCAGACAGUUCCUCAAUGCUCCUCGGGAGGCUCUUUCCCAGACAGUCCUGGCUGAAGUUCCUAAGCAGCUGGUGUCCUAUUACAAGAUGCAGGGCUGGGCUCCUGUGAAGCUACCUGGAGCAAAGCAAGAGUAGAGGAGAGGGUACCUGCCGUGCACAUCUCCAAAGAAACAGGAAGAGCAUCUCUGCUUAUGUAUCAAUCGUAUUCAAAUUCUGUCGCACGCCAUUUAUUGCUCAGCACCUCUGAAAUGGAUCACUCUCGGUUCCCUGAUUUACACACCAUGUAUCUUUAGUUUCUGCUGAAUGGUAGAAAUGAAACAUUCUUUACAGAGAUGCUACACAGAAAAAAUGUAGCUACUGGCCGUUCUUAUGUGGAAGAAUUGGAGUUAAUGAUGUAAUUAUAAGUAGAGGCAAAAAAAACAGCAAACCUGGCCUCCCAAAUUCUAAGAAUUUAUACGUAUGAAUCAGUUACUUCAGUACUUACUACAAUCCUGACUUAUGACUAGAUUUCAAAGCCCACAUGGUGCAUGGAACUGCAGAAAACUGACAACCAAGUAACAUUUUUUCCAUGCUGAGUUUAUUGGAAUAUGAGUUAAUUGCUAUCAUGUUUGCCAAUGUAUGUCUUUGAUCACGCAUUGCUAGACAGAGGGUUUCUAUUCUCUUCCCAAGUCAGCUUGAUAGAAACCCUCGUAUAUUGAUUUGCAUCAAAGUCCCCCUGUUGCCUAAAUGGCUCAGGUAAUUUUUGUUGUGCCUUUGUAGAGUGCCAUGUGAUUUUUCUGUUACAUUUUCUUCAUAAAGCAAAUAUAUUUUUUAAACUUCAGUGACCAGAUUUUGCUAAAGUAAUUUUAUAAGCUUACCUAUUUACAACAAUUGCUUCUAUGGUGCCUUCACUCAAAGCUUGUGUUGCGGGGACUGGACUAGAUGACCUCUCGAGGUCCCUUCCAGUUCUAUGAUUCUAUAUAUAGGGCUCAGUCAGUCCCUCUUUCCCUCCAGUGAGAGCUUCCACAACUACCAGCAGAGAAAGCGGGUGAGUGUAGAGAACAGAUGUGCCCAGGAGGGUGGGAUUUCCCAGGUCACUUGUCUCUUAGAGGAUGGCACUGUAAUUCUGAUAGUCUGGUGUGCCUGUCACAGAAGAGAAAGAGGCUGAAUUUCCAGGGGGUAAUGUUCCUGCUUUCUCUGCUGUUACAAGAUGGGGAUAAUCCCAUGGGUAAUGUUUGGAGAUAACAGAGUUGAGAGUUUAUUUCAAAAGGGCAAUAAAAUAACUUUGCCUUGUUGGUGCUCAGCAAACGUUCACCACUUUGUUUUCCAAAUAAAGAAUCUGCUUUUAUUUA